This is a messenger RNA of Myripristis murdjan (pinecone soldierfish), 3263 nucleotides long. It is a transcript of the gene mfn1b, whose product is annotated as mitofusin 1b. The transcript has 18 exons. Gene Ontology annotation, molecular function: GTPase activity; GTP binding. The record is from RefSeq and is a predicted model, not a curated record. Gene Ontology annotation, biological process: mitochondrion localization; mitochondrial fusion. Gene Ontology annotation, cellular component: mitochondrial outer membrane. NCBI's taxonomy places the organism in Eukaryota, Metazoa, Chordata, Actinopteri, Holocentriformes, Holocentridae. Bases 166 to 2430 code for a protein of 754 amino acids.
GAGACUUGACACUGGUGCAGUUGGAUAACGUUCACAAACAGAGGGUUAGGUAGGCUGUCAGUAAGAAACCUUUCAGAGGUUAUUGUGGAGAUUGUCGCUGCUGGACGGGUUUAUUUAUGUUGUGAAAAGAGGACACGGACUCUCACGGGACUGUGAUUAAAAACCAUGGCUUCAGCCCCUCUCCUGAGACGAACGGAUUCAGCUCGGGGGGAUUUCUCUCCCCUGAAGCACUUUGUUGUGGCCAAGAAGACCAUCAGUGAUGUGUUUGAACAACUACUGGACUAUGUGAGAGAAAGCUCAGCAUUUGUGGAAGAAACCUAUGGGAAUAAAGCUUUGGAGAACAUUGCAAGCCAGGACCAAAAGGCAAAGAUUCAGGCAUAUGCCGAGAAGCUAGCUGUUAUUCAGGAGGUGCUGUCGCGCAGACACAUGAAGGUGGCCUUUUUUGGCAGGACGAGUAAUGGGAAAAGCACAGUGAUCAAUGCCAUGCUGAGGGACCGGGUGCUGCCCAGCGGCAUUGGCCACACCACUAACUGCUUCCUGAGUGUGGAGGGCACUGAUGAAGACAAGGCCUACCUCAAGACUGAGGGCUCUGAUGAGGAGAAGAGCAUCAAGACGGUGAACCAGCUGGCUCAUGCGCUCCACAUGGACGAGAGCCUAGACGCCGGCUGCCUGGUCCGUGUCUUCUGGCCAAAGACCAAGUGCGCUCUGCUCCGAGACGACCUGGUGCUUGUCGACAGCCCAGGAACAGACGUCACUUCACAACUGGAUAGCUGGAUUGACAAGUUUUGCCUGGAUGCUGAUGUCUUUGUUCUGGUGGCCAACUCUGAAUCCACACUUAUGAACACGGAAAAGCACUUUUUCCACAAAGUGAACGAGCGUCUGUCGAAGCCCAACAUCUUCAUCCUCAACAACCGCUGGGACGCCUCGGCAAACGAACCAGAGUACAUGGAAGAUGUGAGGAAACAACACACGGACCGUUGUGUCAACUUCCUGGUGGAGGAGCUGAAGGUGGUGGACCGCGAGCAGGCGCCCAAUCGCAUCUUCUUUGUCUCAGCUAAAGAGGUUCUCAACUCCCGUAUGCAGCGCGCACAGGGCAUGCCCGAAACCGGUGGCGCCCUGGCUGAGGGCUUCCAGGAAAGACUAAAGGAGUUCCAGAGCUUUGAGAGGAGGUUUGAGGAGUGUAUCUCGCAGUCAGCAGUGAAAACAAAGUUUGAGCAGCACACAAUCAGGGCCAAGCAGAUCACUGAAACAGUCAAGGGCAUCAUGGACGCCAUCAACAUUGAGGCGGCAGAGAAGAGAGUGGCAGCGCUCGAGGACAGGGAGUAUCAGAUGGACCGACUGGAAUUUGUCAAGAACCAGCUCAACCUGCUGAUUCAUGACAUUAAGAAGAAGAUCAAGGCCAUCAGUGAAGAGGUGGAAACAAAGGUGUCCAGCGCCAUGGGAGAGGAGAUCUGCCGUCUCAACGUGAUCAUUGACGAGUUCCACGCUGACUUCCACCCCUCACCUCAUGUCCUCAAGAUCUAUAAGUCAGAGCUCCUGUCCCAUGUGGAGGAGGGCAUGGGCAAAAACUUGGCCUUCCGCUGCUCCAACGCCGUCAACGCCUCUGUUCAAGCCUCUCAGAGAGACAUGAUAGAGUGCAUGCUCCCUCUACUUCCCUCUGCUGUCCAGAGCCAGAUCCACAUGCUUGUGCCCAGCCGGAAGUUUGAUCUGAGCUAUGACCUGAACUGUGCCACACUCUGCAGUGACUUCCAGGAAAACAUAGAGUUUCAGUUCUCCCUGGGCUGGACAGCUUUGGUCCACCGCUUCCUGGGUCCUGCCAACGCACAGACAGCCCUUAAACUGGUGGACCAAAACUUCCAGUUCACCCGGCCAGCGCUGCCCCUGGCCCGCACGCCCUCCUCGGGACCCUCCUCCACUGUUGCCCUGCCCAACCAGGAGAAUGCCAUCAUGACCCAGGAAGACCUGAUGGUGGCAAUGGCAACUCUCACCUCUCGCACCUCCAUGGGCGUUGUCGUCGUCGGAGGAGUGGUGUGGCGAACGCUGGGCUGGAGGCUGAUUGCCCUGUCAACAACACUCUACGGCUUGUUGUACCUGUAUGAGAGACUCACCUGGACUACUAAGGCCAAGGAGCGCUCGCUGAAGCGGCAGUUUGUGGACUACGCCACUGAGAAGCUGCAGCUCAUCGUCAGCUUCACCAGCGCAAACUGUAGCCACCAGGUCCAACAGGAGAUGGCGACGACCUUUGCUCGGCUCUGUCAGCAGGUGGACCGGACCCAGAAGGAGCUGGAGGCAGAAAUCAGCCAGCUGACAGCCAAGAUAGAGCAGCUGGAGACGGUCCAGAGCCGCUCCAAGACCCUACGACAUAAAGCCACAGACCUGGAGAAAAAGUUGGAGGCGUUCACAAACCAGUACCUACAGCCUCAGCAGUGAUCCAGCAGCCACUCCUCCUCACCUCUCCUCCGCUGGGCUCGGGUUGAGUCUGUGCUCCUCGCCGGGCCCGGUCCUCCUCACCUGAACUUCUCUUAUCUCCUUCGCCGCGGUUUUAACGUGGACAGAGAAAGAGACGAGACCCACCAGCCACAGCAUUGUGUCCAACUCCUCCUCUUCCUCUCCGCCUCCCAACCUGAUGUUUGUAAAGUAGAACUCAAACCAAGGGGCUGCAGUGAAGAAACUGCAGAGCAAAACUGCCUGUAAAACAAACACCAACAUGGACAUGUGGUGCAUGAAGACGCUCUGAAAGGCCGUGUUCAAAUCACAGUCAGCGUUAAGGCUCGUGGUUGGGUGCUACACACUGAUGUGUUAACUGUGAACAUGCCUUUUAGACUAACUUUUGAGAUUCAAACAAAGUUGGAGUGUGCAUAAGAGUGUAAAAGUAAGUACCUGUUCAGGCGUAAGGCCUGUAAGUUAGUGACAAAUUGUAGAAAUAUAUAUAUUUAAUAAAGAAAGCAAAAAAAUAGAUAUGUUUGUGAAUUAUCAGGAACUAGUUAAAUUCACUGCAAGGAAAAAAAAUAUUCAAAGGGAAGGUCUUUCUUUGCUUUGAGCUGUAUUCAUGUUCAACUUUGGAACAAUCCAUACCAUAUAGACAAAUAUUUUGAUAACUUCAUGUAUUUUAUAAUGUCCUCUGUCGUUUAUAGCAAUUGGACCUGACCUGAUAUGAGAAUUUCUGCAAUCUCGACUUUGUAAAACUGUCUUUUUUUCUUGAAUGUGAGUUGAAAUACCUCCUGAUUUCCCAAAUUGUAUUAAAUAUGUUACUAUUUAAAAUA